Owenia fusiformis is the source of this 6061-nucleotide messenger RNA. NCBI's taxonomy places the organism in Eukaryota, Metazoa, Annelida, Polychaeta, Sabellida, Oweniidae. The record is from the annotation of a GenBank genome assembly.
AGACUAGUAUGUCAAUGCGAUUUUUAGACGCCCAUAGGUUCUGAGUAAAGUCAGUUUUUAGACGUCAAUAGGUUCUGAGUAUAGUCACGUACAGUAAGAAUGAAGUUAUGUCGGCUGUAUACUCAGUAUAGCACAGCCUCAUGGAUCGCUUGGAAUUGGAAAAUUUUGUUUAUCAAAAUCUUGAUAGCCGACUCAGUGGCUGACACAGUGCCUGAAUGUGUACUCUAUAGAGAUGUUUGCGUUUGGAUACCAAGUAAACGCCUCAAUUGGGCAGAAGCACAAGAAUUCUGUGAGCGCAAUGGACCAUCAAGUCAGCUGGUCAGAGUAACUGAUAAAUCAUUUACGAAGGUAGCUGAACGUCUUUCACUCUCAAGAUUCCGUAACAUAAUUCAUCCAUUGUGGAUAGGUGCCACAGACAAAUCCAACGAGACUCAAUUCCAAUGGGCUGAUGGGACAACAGUUAAUUAUACAGAUUGGUUCACGGGACAGCCAAAUGAUGAUGGAUUGGGAGACGACGACUGUGUGGAACUCAGGAACAAAUUCCCCAACCCAUCCGGUGGUUGGGCAGACACAAAGUCAUUUCACUGGAACGACAUUAGUUGUACUGUAGAGAACUUCUUCAUCUGUGAACAGGAUAAAGAUCUUUAUAAGAUGUCUUCACAUAUCGACUGCUUACCUAUACUACAAAUCAACUUUAAUGAAACAAUGGUGAUAGUGACACUGAGAUAUAUGUUCUUCAACCCAUCCAUGUCACGCUGUGUGGACAUUAAUAGAAACAACAGUGAAAUGUCACUGACAAACUCAACUUAUAGAAUAUGCAAAUCUGUCAAUGGUACUAGAGAGGCAAUAGAUAUCUACAUGGUAGAUGUAUGCUUAACGCUAGUGACAGAAUCACAGGAAAACCUCUCUUUACAUUCAUCGAAUACGUCAUCUUAUAAAGACGUAAUAUUUACAUUUUGCUCAGUAGAAGAUGCUAGUUUUCCUUUGGAACAAUGUAACAAAAGCCUACGCAUGCGCAUCAUUAUCGAAACAUCAUCAACACAGUUGGGUGAAGGACACCCCAUAAUCGUUAUGCUAUAUUUGAUGACCGGGUCUAAUAAUACUCAUUAUCUCAGAAUAUCAAACUCUACCAGGGUAGAAUUGCAAGGGAGAAUUAGAAAAUUAACACGAGUUUUUAUGAGAUACACUUUCACUGAUACAUUCAACGAAUGGUAUGAAUGGGCUAAUAUUGAAAUUGGAAUGCGAUCCGAAUACAAUGAGAGAUUACCAUCACUUAUUGUGAUUAAAUACGUCAUAAAUCAGGAAAAUAGUGUACCGGUCCCUAUGUUACAAGUGAUAUUAAUCAAACAGGCAACAAACGCCCAUAUAAUACCAACAUUUGAUCAUGGAGAAAUAGUUAACGAUUUUCGAGAUGAAGGAAAUGACAACAAUACUGUUGGAUCAACUCUUAUUUUCAACGUUACAGAACAGGAAAUCGACAAACAAUAUCAUCUCCGGAUUGGGUUUUCAGGAAAGGAAAUUAAUUCUACAAGGAAUAUGGUUUUUACUUUUUAUUUAACAGACACUACAUUGGAAUUAAGUAGAGAGCACAAGGCCGAUGCAAACAGGAUACAAGUCACAAUACAGUCUGUGAUCUUAAUAACAUUCCUGUUAACACGUGGUGAGACUUUUAAAAUAGGAAUCAAACAAGCCACUGAUGACAAAAUUACAGAAGCAGUGUUGAACCUGGACAGAACGAGUAUCGGUGACAUAAGAGAGCUGCCUAUCAGGGAACCUAAAAAUGCUCAAUCUAACGCAAAGUAUAUACUUAAGCUCAUAACGCUUACGGGAUCACACGUCAGACUAUAUCUAAAUUCGUCAUCCUGUUACCUUUCAUGCAUAUCAAGUGAUUAUAUAAGCCUCUGUGGAAACACAGAUAGGAACGUCAGCGGUGCGGAUGAGCACGUGUUUGAUUGCGUGGGUCUAAAUGAAAAGUCGGCAUUGGAUGAAAACUCUAAUCAGACAUCUUCCAUGCAAAUACUUACCUCGGCGUCGAACUCCUUGAAUAUCCUCAUUAGCACUGGACAGGGAGGAGACAAGUCUAAUAUCUAUGCAACAUAUGAAGUGAUAGAGCAUUUGUACAACAACAGAAGCGUUGUUGAAGGGUGUACGGAUAUCCGAUGUAGCAAUGGUGGUUCAUGUAUAGCGCUCAUCGACAGGUCCAGAUCAAAUAGAACGUACUGUAAAUGUGCUAAUGGAUUUACAGGCUCGUUAUGUAUGACCAGUCCUUGUGCACACGUUGGAGGAUGUCAGCAUGGCAUAUGUAAUAUCUCAAAAGAUCAAUGCGAUUGUUAUCCUGGUUGGUUUGGUAACAAUUGUACCACACCUGCUGAAACCUGUGAUUUUACUCGUUGUAAUGGCCAUGGCACGUGUAACGGCCAGUUUUGUGAAUGUAGAAAUCCAUGGAAAGGUGAUGGAUGUACUAAGCAGAGUCAGCUUUUAUUCUCAACUAAUUUAAGUAUGAAAACAUUUGCCGAGCGAUUAUUGGACGAACCAUUUUGGAUAGGGGUCAUUGUAGUGUUGAUUGUGCUUCUAAUAACUGGGAUGGUUUACUGUAUAAAGAAGAAAUGUGCCGACAACUUUGAAUGUCUCCAAGAACAAAAGCCAGAUGAUACAGAAGUCUUUACAAGAACUGGGGAUUAUGGUCUGAAUAGCUCUAAACGAAAAGGCCAACACUUCGUUAUAGACAUAGAUAACCCAGCAAUGAUGGACAAACUUGAUACCGGAAAUGAAGCAACUGGGGGUACCCUUGACAUGCCUACUUCUCCACGCGUGAACGAAGACAACCUCGAGGCCGCUGCUAGGCUGUUUGCAUCUAUCAACCAUUCACAAGAGGAAGAUACAGACAGCAGAAAUCUGGAUAAAAAAGACGGAUUCCACGGUGUGCUUGGUGCAUUUAAUAAAACUAAUUUCACAGAAGUUCCACUUAGGAGGUCACAUACAAUGUACAACAGUCCAAAUUCUUCAAACCAGUUCAAAGGAAGUCACUUACAUAAGUCAAAAUCUUCAGAUUUUGCGAAGUAUGAACCUCAUUUCGUAAACACACUCAAAGUUGAACCACGUGAUGCACGUGACGCAUUUCUAGCCAGUGAAAUAGCUAAGAUAAGGAACAAUGUUAGGAUAAGACGUGACAGAUCUAACAGUGAAAGAAAAAGACAUCAAUUUGCAGUAACAAAGCAAUGUCACUUAGACAUGACUCCUACCCCUGUCAAUGAUAAUGUUUUCGAUUUCGACUUUGUUGACUCUUCCUUAGUUAAAGGAAAUAGGACUGAUGACUUGAGAAGAGAAUUAAGUCAAAUGGGAAAAGCAAAAUCAGAAACACACAUAGACUACGACAUUUGUUCGUCUUGUUCAGAAGAAAUAAGGAAUACUGAAGAAUGUAUGAGCGAUGGAAAUAACAGAGUCAGAGUAAAAACAAGAAAAAUCUUGCAAGAAUCUAAGAAAUGGAACUCUUACGAGGAUCGUUUGAUGGCACAUGCGCAGCACAAUCUUUCAACCUGUAGACGAUGUUGUAAGUGCUCUUGUUGCUCAAAAAGCCUUAGUUCCCAUGGUCGAAGCAGAGCCGAUCACCAAUAUCACCAGUAUAGAUAUCAACAUAAACGGAGACAUCAUAAAUCCAAGAAACCGAAGUUCUUUCUCGAAACAGAAGAACCAUCGAAUACACCAUCCAGUGGCAAAACUGCAAAAUCGGAUCUUCGGAAUAAACGUAAGUCGAAGCAUCGAUCUGCGAAGUGUCAUAAGAGUGACUGUUCUGACCCUAUCGAUAAUCCUAUAAAGAAUUUGCAAGAUAAUUUGUCAGUAUCAGAGAUGGGUGUCCCUCCGUAUCAAAUCAAGAAAGAGUCUGGAUACGAAUCAAACCAAGGCAGCCACGAUCGAAGUGAUGAAUCAGCCACCGAUUUAAGAAAAUUAGUAAUAUUUACGAAUCACCGUAAUGAGAGCUCAACAGACGGUAAGGACGAUGGCUCAUCGAUAUAUUAUACUGAAACGGAUCUUAUUGAAAAAAGUUUACAGAAAGAUAAAGAUAGCAUUGCUCAAUACAGUAGUAUCGCUGUUGAUAUACACAAUGAACCACCUGGCAUUUUAGAUGAUCCCAUGGACCCCAUUAGUUCUCUCAGAUCAUGUAAUGAUAUGAUCUUUACUAACGAUACAAAUAAAGCUGCACAUAUGACAUUUUCAUCAGAUGGUUUCCCCGAUGAAUGCGAGACUCCACUUACAAAAAUCCCAAUCUCCGAAGCCGGUGAGUAUUCAUUAUCAUCGGAUGGAUCAUCACCUUAUAGUCAUGGUACCAAAAAACGUCCAGUUGGUAUGAGUCUUCAACGCAGAGAACAUAGGCUUCGUCGUUUGAUGACAGAUUCAGCCUACCAAUCAAAGGAAUCCUCUAUAGAGUGGCACAAUUCACACAAUAGAUCCUCCACCCAAGGAAGCCCAAAAUCAAACAAUAGCAGUUUAAGGUGUGUGACAAAACAGUUGACUCAGGCAGCAGAUAGGCUGGCAAAAUUAGAGUCGAUUGUGGACAGUGACUGUUUACUGAUAAAACAGGAUUCGGAAAGACACGGCGAUUGCAUUGUGGAUAAUCGGGAGUCAACGGUGGACAAUGAUUCAACCCUUGCAAAACUAGAAUCAAUUAGAAACAGUGAUCAAAUACGGGAUAGAAAAGAGUCGCUUGAGGAAAGUCAACGUGUACUCGCACAGCUAGAAUCGAUCAAGAACAGUUACCCCACACUUGCAGAUGAGUCGAUCAAAGACAAUGAAUCAACGAUGCAAGGGUUGAUUGAGAACUGUUCACCCAAUUUCGCGAAACAACACUUAAUCAAGGACAGUGACCUUACAAUUGAACAAAUCGAAUUUGCGAAUGAAAGGUAUCCAAAACUUGAAAAAAUAGAUAAAUCGACUAAAAAUGACAGUAAGCUUGCAGAAUUCGAAUUGACCAGGAACACAAACUACCUACUGAAUAAUGGCAUAACAAUACCAAAUGACAGUGACACGGACAGUAAGGAGAUAAAUAUACAAUUUCAACCCAUUGACAAUGAUUUGCAAUCAUCAUGCUGGACUUCUGAUUUAAACAAGGAGGCUUCAAAUUACAAUAUUCAGAACGCCGAGUGUUACCGGAAGGGAAGUUUGAUGUCACGCUUCCCGGAAAAACGUAAACAUCGUGACAGUGACGUAAAUGUUGUAGAAAAUAUCGAACUAAAUGACAUGAGUUCUAAAUCAUUUGACAGUAAAGAUAAUGCAUAUCAAAUUGAAGUUAUACCAGACAUGAAAAAUAACUCUGAAAUCUGUGACAGAAUACCAGAUGCGUCACUUACACAAAAACCUGGCAAGUCACAUAGACUUGAAACAUUCGCUCAGCUUAAACCAAAACAGAAAUAUGGUAUGAGCAAAUCAUUAGAUUUGCCUGGUCUCUCUGAAAGACGCAAGUGUUUGAAAAAACUUCGAUCUCAGUGUACUGUUGAUUUUACUCAAGACAAAACGUCCAUGUUGUUGGAUAGCCCUAAUCAACAUAUGCAUAGCUUAAGAAAGAUGAACACAAUUGUAAUCGAGGAGGAACUUUAAACGUAAUGCUCAUAUAUAUUUUUCAAUAUAUUUUUAACAUAAGUGCAGUAGGGGUUUAGCAACAUAAACAUUGCAAUUUGUGACGUUUAUCAUUCCCUUGAUAGUAGAUUUUAUCAAUAGCUAGAAUAUUUAUUUCUGAAAAAUCCCAAAUUGAAACAGUGAGUGCCAGUGCGUGCAGAGGACGAACGUAGAAUUAUAGUAACAGUAAAUAUUAUAUGUACAAACAUAAUCAGUUACAAUUUGGAAAAGCAUCUUAACUAUUGCCAAGGGGGCAUUAAUAGCAGCUUCAUAAAGUUGAGAAUUCCUACAUAGCUGUAACCAAAAACAUAUGAGGUUAUAAUAAAACAAACAUGUACUUUUGGAAUUUUUCAAGUAUAUUAUGACCCUCUGCUGAUAAUCAACAUAUAUCCGAUUAUAAUGAAAGUUGCUUAUCUAUUAAAAUUCAGAUUUACAAUAUUUAUUUGUCAUA